GGGGCGCGGAGCGCGGCUGUGCGGGAGAGACAAUAGAGGGGCCGGGCGGGCUCCGCGCAAAACUGCGCGCCCCGGGGAUGGGUGGCGAGGGUGCGGGAGGCGGCAGGGCUGCUGUGAAGAAAGUACCGAGGCUGGCCGGAGGCUGGAGAGCGGGACAUGUUGCUGGUGCCCCCCUGAUGAUCCGCGGGUGGCGGUUCUGCUGGCGAAGGGGAGGCUGGUGAGAAGCUGGAGGAAGGCGACGCGCAGCCACGGUGGGGGAAAUCCGAGGCUCCGGCUGGGAAACCAUGGGGAGAUGCAAUGGGAGAUGUACGCUGGUUGGAUUCUGCUGCCUGCAGCUGAUAGCGGCGCUGGAGCGGCAGAUCUUUGAUUUCCUGGGCUACCAGUGGGCGCCCAUCCUGGCCAAUUUUUUACACAUCAUGGCUGUCAUCCUGGGCAUCUUCGGGACCAUCCAGUACAGAUCCAAAUACCUCAUCAUGUACGCGGUGUGGCUGGUGCUGUGGGUCGGCUGGAACGCCUUCAUCAUCUGCUUCUACCUGGAGGUCGGGCACUUGUCGCAGGACCGGGACUUCAUCAUGACCUUCAAUACCUCACUGCACCGCUCGUGGUGGAUGGAGAACGGGCCGGGCUGCCUGGUGACGCCGGUGCUGAAUUCCAAGCUGGCGCCCGAGGACCACCACGUCAUCACGGUCAGCGGCUGCCUGCUGGACUACCAGUACAUCGAGGUGGUCAGCAGCGCCGCGCAGAUCUUCCUGGCGCUCUUUGGCUUCGUCUACGCCUGCUAUGUCAGCAAAGUGUUUCUGGAGGAAGAAGACAGCUUCGACUUCAUCGGCGGGUUUGACUCCUAUGGCUACCAGGCGCCCCAGAAGACGUCGCACCUACAGCUACAGCCGCUGUACACGUCUGGGUAACCCCAUGCCCUGAAUCCACCCUGGCCGGCGUGGGACAGGACCCCUGGGAGCAGCCUGACGCCACCACCACCAUCCCGGGGGACGGGGACCACACCGAGCCGCUUCCCCCCGCCCUCCUCCCGCUGCCGGGGGGCCCCGCACCCCAAAACCAGAGCCGAGCAGGGGCUUGAGCAAGUCCAAGGGCUCCACCGCCGGGUCGGCUCCCCGAGCAGACAGCUGCAAGGCCACGACAUCUACAGGUCGCCCACGAAAGACCCAAGGAAGCCCCCGGUGCUGCAGCACCCAGCUCGUGCUGUGCCCGAGCCCCCUGGGAUGGGCCAGCACGGUGGGGACAUGGCAGGGACAUGGGGACACAGUGGGGACGUGGGCUCGGUCAGCGGACACCGUUUUCUUCUGUUUCUCAGACCUGGUUUUUAAUUUGAGCAGCGCGUCCUCCUCCUGCAUGCCGGGCAGGAACGAAGCACAGGGGAUUUGGGGCAAAACCCAGCCUGUUUGGAGCAGCUCGGACCUGCGGGGGAUAACUGCAGCUUGGUGGCAGCAUGGCACAAGCGGGGCUGCUUCGUCACUGUCCCGUGGAGAACUUCCUAAAGCAUCAGAUUUGGAGCCGGGAUGGCACAGACCUGGGCUCUCAUUCCCAAAAGGCGCCCGUAGCUGCACCGAGGGGGCUGGGGCCGGGCUGCCCGCGGUGCCACCACCCCCGGGACCCUUGGGGACAUCGCGCCCUGCCACCAGCCACCACCUCCUGCCCGUCCGGACGUUCCCACGUGUUGGGGUUUCUGCCCCCGCUACUCGAAUGCUUGAAUUUGGCAAUACCGACGCUGCUCUCAACACGGCCCUUUCAGGCUGUUUUAAUGAAUAUAAUGAAUGUUU
This is a messenger RNA of Cygnus atratus (black swan), 1778 nucleotides long. It is a transcript of the gene NKAIN1, whose product is annotated as sodium/potassium transporting ATPase interacting 1. NCBI's taxonomy places the organism in Eukaryota, Metazoa, Chordata, Aves, Anseriformes, Anatidae. Bases 285 to 908 code for a protein of 207 amino acids. The record is from RefSeq and is a predicted model, not a curated record. The transcript has 8 exons. Gene Ontology annotation, biological process: regulation of sodium ion transport.